This is a messenger RNA of Dermochelys coriacea (leatherback sea turtle), 4648 nucleotides long. RefSeq names its product CRK like proto-oncogene, adaptor protein (gene CRKL). Gene Ontology annotation, biological process: positive regulation of ERK1 and ERK2 cascade. Gene Ontology annotation, molecular function: protein binding. Lineage: Eukaryota; Metazoa; Chordata; Testudines; Dermochelyidae. The record is from RefSeq and is a predicted model, not a curated record.
UCCCUUGAGGACGCGGCGCGGCGGCUGGCGCGCGCUCGGCUCCGGGCUGCGGAGGGGAGAGCUCGAGCUCGAGCUCGAGCUCGGAGGGACUCUGGGAGCUCGCGCGGCAGAGACGUGAACUCUUCCCCUUCUGUCGCUGCAGGCGCAGAGCCCGGGGGAGCCGGCCCCUCCUCGCCGCCAGGCAGACUGGGCGGCUGCUCCGCGUCAGACGCCGCAUCUCCCAACCGGCUCUCGCGGCCCCGAGAUGCCUCCUCGGGGGGAGAGCAGCAGGCUGUACCCGGCCCCUAUGGGCGCGAGCCAAGGCGCGGAGAGCGCCUGCGCGGGGCGGUUCUCCGGAAUCCUCCCUCAGCCGGCGCAGGCGGCCAUUUUGGCUCUGGCUCUGGGGACAGGAGCCCGCAGGAUAAAGCGCGAGCCGAGCGAUUUUCGCUUCCUCACUGCGGAGUUGGCCCAGCAGCCGCCCCUCGCCAGCGCCCUGGGCCUGGCUGCGUCCGCCGCCGCUCUGCGCGCCCCCGGGCCCCGCUGCCGGCCGGAGAGCGAGGCGGGAAGGAUGCCCCGCCGCUGAGAGAGGAGCAGCGGCCCGACUGCCCUUCCCGCCCCAUCCGGCUGCACGUUGGGCCUCCGCCUGCCCGGCCGCAGGGAUUCCUUUCCCGGCCGUGCCCUCAGGUCCCCCGCCCGGGCUUCCCGUCGCCUGGCUUUCUCCGGCCGGGCGUUUCUCUCUUCGGGUCUCUCCGGCCGGGCCUUCGGGCUCCCCCGCCCGUUGCCAUGUCCUCGGCCGCUCGCUUCGACUCGUCGGACCGCUCCAGCUGGUACGUGGGCCCGCUCUCGCGGGCGGAGGCGCAGACGCGGCUGCAGGGGCAGCGGCACGGCAUGUUCCUGGUGCGGGACUCGUCGACCUGCCCGGGGGACUACGUGCUGUCGGUGUCCGAGAACUCGCGGGUCUCCCACUACAUCAUCAACUCGCUGCCCAGCCGCCGCUUCAAGAUCGGCGACCAGGAGUUCGAGCACUUGCCGGCGCUGCUGGAGUUCUACAAGAUCCACUACCUGGACACCACCACCCUCAUCGAGCCCGCGCCCAGGUAUCCAAGUCCACCAAUGGGAUCUGGAUCAGCCCCUACCAUUCCCACUGCAGAAGAAAAUCUGGAAUAUGUUCGGACUCUCUAUGACUUUCUUGGGAAUGAUGCUGAAGAUCUGCCAUUUAAAAAGGGUGAGAUACUGGUAAUUGUAGAGAAGCCUGAAGACCAGUGGUGGAGUGCAGAAACAAAGGGUGUUGGGAUGAUCCCUGUUCCUUAUGUAGAGAAGCUGGUGAGGUCAUCCCCUCAUGGGAAACAUGGGAACAGGAAUUCCAACAGCUAUGGUAUUCCAGAACCUGCCCAUGCUUAUGCUCAGCCUCAGACCACGAGUCCCCUUCCCUCUGUAUCCAGUACACCUGGAGCAGUGAUCAACCCUCUGCCAUCAACACAGAAUGGACCGGUCUAUGCCAAAGCUAUUCAAAAAAGAGUACCAUGUGCAUAUGACAAGACUGCCUUGGCAUUAGAGGUUGGAGACAUUGUGAAGGUUACAAGGAUGAAUAUAAAUGGUCAGUGGGAAGGUGAAGUCAAUGGCAGAAAAGGGCUCUUCCCUUUCACGCAUGUCAAAAUAAUUGACCCUCAAAACCCAGAUGAAAAUGAGUGAUUCCUGUUGCCCAGCUUACACCGCUGCUUCAUUUUUCUGGCUAUGAUGAGCAUCAUUUGAGGUGGGGAUGAUGACUAUUAAUGGCACAUUGUUAGCAUUGUCCAUUUUUCUAGCUUGCUGCAGUUUGAUGGUUCUUUUUAUACACGUUUGGAAUGCACACCACUGAAGCCAUGUGCUGACCAUACCAUAGUUGCAUCAUCCAGACUGUAGUAUCACUUCUAGAACUAUUUUGGCCCUUAAGCUGGAGAGGACAAACCAUACAGGCAGAUAGUAAAUCAGAGCAAGAAAAUAAUCUUUCCUGUUUGAGGCUUUCAGGAACAUCAUGUUCUGGCUUACUCAUUAGGAGGAGAGUUCUAAUCCUCGGAUCAAAUAUGAAACUUUUGAAUCGCUGUCCAAACAGAGCAACAACAAAAAAACUGCAGUUUUGUGGCUGAGGAAGGGAAAACCUGAAUUUUAGAGAAAAUCUGUCCUAAGAUAAUAUAGUUAAAAAAAGUAUCUUUAUAGACAAUAAUUGGGACUCUUGUACAUUUUGAGCAGCUACUUUAACAAGGCUGUUUUUGUGAUACAACUCUAACCUUGCUGUUGACUUAGAAAUAAAGUUUGUGUGAUUUAAAGACAUCUAUAAGAAAACUUUAGUUGACAUUGUAAAUGAUAGCCCAGUUUGUUAUAUACAUAAAACCAAUUCUGCAGACUAUUGAAUGCAAAUAUAAAAGUUCCUGGAUGAUUUGCAAGCAAAAACUGUAGAAACGAGCUUUAAAAGAGAAACACUUAAGCCCGGUCUACACAGACUUUUGUACUGGUAUAUAGCUCUUAACGAGAAGUGUAAGUUUUUUGUUUUUUUUUUUGUUUUUGUUUUUUUUUUAAAGUUUUACUAGUACAACCUGGUUUGUGGGAGGGGAAGAAAUAAAGGUGCCUUAUAUUGACAUAAAUUAUCAGUAUAAUUGCAUCCACACCAGGGGCUUGUACCAUUUUAAACUUUUAUAGGUAAACACAGCAACUUGUGCAGAUGAGCCCAACUCCAUGACCUUCCGCCUGCCUCUUUUUAAAUGAAUUUAAAAAUUUAAAUAAAUAAAAUACAUGUGUAAAAUUUUUUGUUUGUUUUUUUAACCCCUGUGAGGCUCUGUUUAUAUCUUCCCUACAGAAGCUGACAACUCUAAAUAGCAGGAUGAUGUACUUUUAUCCACUUUAGGUAUUAAGGAUGCCUUCAAGCAUAGAAAAAGAUGCAGAAAUCAAAACUUUGCUUUCAGUAUUUAGAGGAACUUGCAUGAAACAUUAACUCUUAAGAAUACAUGUUCUGACAUAAGAUGAAAAAAAUACUUUUAGGGCUGUUGAGCCCUAAGCACAUGUUGCUCUGAACUCUGUAUUGAAGUGCCUUGAAAUUCUUGGAGGAGGCACUGAAGGGGGGGGGGGGGGGGGAAUUUGCAGCUACUGUUCAUUUUUAGAAAAGCAUCUCAGCUUACCUGUUAAUAUUCUGUAGUGCUCAUCAAAUGGCUGACAGUCUGGAAAAACUCUUCUUAAAGCAUUUUACUGCCAACCAAACUUACUGUGAAAUAGAGUAGCAUUGACUAAAAGUGUGUGGUGCUGUAGGCAAUAACUGUCCUUUGCAAUGGAAACAGUUAUGCAGCUCUAGAAAGCGAGUGUCCCGGUUAAUCCGUUUGCGUCUGGACCCUACUGUAAGGUAUGAAGCUCAUACUACUGAAAGUUAUCUUGUACUUAAACUGCACUAAACUCAGUUUGCAAUAAGGAUAUCUUAUUUUGGCCCUGGCCUAGCUUUUGACAGCUGUCAUCAGUGUAGAGUUUCAUUUUUAAAAAAAAAUCCUUAAACAUGCUUAUUUUUGAUAAAUUUCCAAAUUAAUCAUUUCCUUCCACACUCCCUCAGUGGAUAUACUGUGUACCUGGACCACUGUAAGCACUGUCCUGGGUUGAACUAAUCUGGUGCUCUCCCCAAAAGAAGCAAACAAUCUGUUGGCAAAAAUCUCAGCCAGUGUCAAUACAAGAAAGCACAGAAGAAUUCCUAAAGUGUGAAACUAGUUUUGGACCACUUAAAUGGCUCCCUGUGUCUAACAGUAAACACCUCUUUACUAAAAUUAUUUCACAUUGAACAGUCUGAUUGUAAACUUGCAUCAAAAUAUCUUCAUUAUUUUAUAUAGACUGCAUUUGAUCAGUUUGUGUUUCUCCUUCAAAGAUUGGUUUCUUGAGAUCACUUGUUGCUUGCAGUGCUGUCACUUUUGAAGUGACAGCUUCAAUCUAUGCAUCAUUAAGUGGAUUAUGUUCCACAUUUAACUUUUAUGUAGGUGUCUGGGUUUCAAACUAGCAAUGUUGUCAAAACCAUUAAUCAUGAAAGGUUUACUGUUUGACUUUUUCCUCUGGUGUACAUGUGUAUAUACAUUGAAGCCUCUGAUUAAACAGUUUUCAUUUUAACUUUUCAUACUGGUCAGUGUCCAUCACUGGAUAAGCACUAACUCAAUUUAUAAUUGUUUACAAAUCAGGCAGGAAUAAAUAAAGGGACUAUAUCCUGUUUGGGUUGGGGCUCUGAUUAUAUUUGUAAAGGGAAAAAAAUGCACUCUUUGUGCCAUUUCAUGUGCCUGUAAUUAACUUUUUAUAUUGUAUUAACAUCCUGGGAAUGAGUGGGCUUUUUGUUUAUAGUCAAGUUUUCAAGCAUUUCCAACUAUCUGCAUUUGAAAAAGUGAGACGACAGCCUCUUGGGACCAGUAGAAGUGUUCCUGUAUAGUUGUCAUUUUCAGUUUACUUGUAUUAAAUGAAAAUACAUUCUGGGAAAAGGAAAUUUUUGCAGUGGGAAAGGUGGCCUUCUAUUUGAGACAGUCUUCACUGUGUAAACAUUAAAACAGUAUGUAAUUUAAAGACCAUGAACUUCAGGCAAUAAUAAGCAAGCUUUUAAAGUUUAUUUUGGGGAUCAUAGCUUGUUUUAUUUUUUGUGCUGUAAAAUUAACAGUAUUAAAUGAAUUAUAUUCUUAGA